Rubroshorea leprosula is the source of this 566-nucleotide messenger RNA. The record is from the annotation of a GenBank genome assembly. NCBI's taxonomy places the organism in Eukaryota, Viridiplantae, Streptophyta, Magnoliopsida, Malvales, Dipterocarpaceae.
CUAGAGCUGCCCUCUUCGAUUUCCUUGGUGAUGGUAUCUUCAACGUCGACCGUGAUUCCUGGAAGUUCCAGAGACAAGUUGCCAGCCACGAAUUUAACACCAAAUCGCUCCGCCGGACAUUCUUCAGAGGCGGAGUUUGCCCAGUCAUUUGACGACGGCACCAACUUGAGCAGUGAAAGAGUCCGGGUUUUUCACCCGAUACUAUGGAAAAUCAAGCGGUUAUUUCGAAUUGGAUCGGAAAGAAGACUCAGAAUUGCAACGUCUGAAGUCCGCGAUUUCGCUAAGAACAUCGUAAGAGAGAAAAAAACAAGAACUCAGACAGAAAUCCUCGCUCGAAUCAGUGGAUCUUUUAUCCCGAUUCUUGAGUUCUGGCAAUUCCAAUGAAAAUUUCGUUACUGAUAUAGUUAUCAGCUUCAUCCUCGCCGGUCGUGACACCACCUCGGCGGCGCUGACGUGGUUUUUCUGGUUAAUUUCUAGACACCCAGAAGUUGAAUCGGAAAUUCUGAAAGAAAUUAGAGAGAAAUCCGAUUCGCUGAUUUUCGACGAAGUAAAGGACAUGGUUUAUA